Messenger RNA from Tachysurus vachellii, 2067 nucleotides. It is a transcript of the gene dcst2, whose product is annotated as DC-STAMP domain containing 2. NCBI's taxonomy places the organism in Eukaryota, Metazoa, Chordata, Actinopteri, Siluriformes, Bagridae. The record is from RefSeq and is a predicted model, not a curated record. Gene Ontology annotation, cellular component: membrane.
AUGACACUGGUGUUAAGGAUCUUUCGCAGUUCAGCAUGGAGUCGUGCCUGGCGCAGUCUAGCAGCCUUUUUGCUUGGUCUGUUUCUUGCCUUCUCUUAUGGUGCAACAGCAUUAUACAUACAGAAACAUGCUCUCUGGUACUGCAUCAUCACCACGGUAACCAUGGCCGGCUUUACUGCGUUUGGAAUGGGUCUGUCCGUUAAUGUACGUGCCAACAUCACACUCAUGCUUCCCAUGCUGUGCUCCAGGGAAGGUAAAAAAAUCCUGCUCUUCCUCAUCAUUACCCUUGUGGUUCAAGGCCCGUUGAACAACACUCUUGAAAACUUUGAUCGAGCAGCAGCCAGCGUAUUGUGCGGAGCCGAGUUUGCCGUGAACCAAACCCAGCAACUCAUGCAGAGAGCUGCCACUCCUCUGUUGCCUGUGCUAGAAAAGGUAAGGGAGGUCAGCAGGAAUGCCUACUCACUAGCAGGAAGAGUGCAGAACUUCAUCAGAGCCCUUACAGAGUCUGCACGUCAUGUCUCUCAUUCUCUGAGAAACGUGCUGCACUUCUUAGCGAGCAUCGGCGAUAUCUGUAACGCAAAGAUGGGGACACCGUAUAAGAAAUGUAACUCGGUGUUUGAUGAGGGCCGUGCCAACUGUAUGAAGCUGCUCUCAGUGUUCUCCUUCCUCUGCCACAUCGUGGAUGGCUUCAGGCCUCUCUGUGGCCUCACACGUGUUGGCGAGUUAUUCUGUGUCAUACCAUCAUAUAUUGGCAACCAUCUAAAGACAAAUCUGGCUGUCCCAAUUAUUGCAGCAUUUAAUCAAAUGAAGAAAGAGUUUGAGUUCAACAUGUCAGCCUCUGUGCAUUUUGAGAUGGAUAUAAACAGCAGUCAAUCUGUGCAUCAAAUGGCUCAGAAGAUCAUGGAGGAGGUGUCACAAGACAGAGAGCGUAUCCUGGAUCUUAUGGGUUUACUGACCUAUGUAGGCCUGUUUCUCCUGCUGUUCAUGUACUUACAGGCAGUCCUGUACAAAAAACACUACCUUCAUGUCGACGAUUUUGACAACCUCUACAUAACCGAGCAAUUUGAAGAGAUGGAUCGCAGGUUCUCUAGACAAGGAAAACCAGCAGUCCUGCCCCUCAGUGAGAAAGAGGCUGUGACCUACAUCACACCCAGUAAUUUGCGGUUGAUGGCCCGAGAGAAGAAGACAGUCAUGACUGGCCUGUUGUUCAUGCUUAGGCACAUGGUAAUGGGCUGUGUGGUGAUUGCCUUAGACCUCAUGGUGUUCUGGGUGUUUGACAUUCUGCAUUAUCACUCCCAAAAUGAAAUAGUAGUAAGAGCUCCUGUGGUUAUGGACAUAGAAGUGAAUGGCUCAGGCUAUGCUUCUGACAUCUUUAAGGAUAUUCUGGCCUCCUUUGACAUUCUUCAGAAAGGCAACAUUACAAUUCUGAGCAAAAAGUGCCUGAUGAAACCUCUGGAGCCCGAAUACCUGGUCUACCUAGUCAUUGGUUUUCUAUAUGGUCUUUUCCUUUUCAUGGUGCUUGCUGGAAGUUAUGCAAAACGACUGCAGAGGUUGGUGUGUGCACGGUACUACCCUCAGCGGGAAAAAUUGAGGAUUCUGUGGCUCCGCAGUCGUAUCCUCUCUCAGCGUGGCUCGCUAGGGAAAGCUUUGUUACGGGUGGUGGCCAUAGAAAAGGACAAGCAGGGAAAUGUCAGUGCACUGCAAACUUUGGCACUGCGUGUGCCAGGUGGUGGCACCAUAGCCAGAUUCCUGGGAUUGAAUGAUAAGUCAUGCCUGGCCUGUGGGAAAGCUGUGAAGGUCAAAGACAGCACAGAUGUGUACAUCUGCUCUACACAAACCUGCACAGGGUGUUUCUGCAUGCAGUGCUUCAGGGUAAUGGGGAACAUCUGUGCUGUCUGUAGGCCCCUGACAUUCCAGGAGGACUCUGAGUAUGAGCAAGACUCCAGCGACGAGGAGCAGGUCAGUCUGAGGGAGGUGGCUACAACAUCAUCACACAUCGAUCAGAAUGCUGAGAUGAGGCUGAUAAACAGGCGUGUGUCUGUGGCAUCUGAAAACUGUAAAUUCUAG